Messenger RNA from Musca vetustissima, 3443 nucleotides. It is a transcript of the gene mi, whose product is annotated as serine-rich adhesin for platelets. Lineage: Eukaryota; Metazoa; Arthropoda; Insecta; Diptera; Muscidae. The record is from RefSeq and is a predicted model, not a curated record. The transcript has 8 exons. Bases 74 to 3364 code for a protein of 1096 amino acids.
AAAUAUAUGAGAAAUUUUAAACAAACAUUUUUAACGUGACCAUUUGUGAACUUAGGAAAAGCAGUACCCCCAAAUGUCUCUGAAAUUGAAAAUUAAGAUCAACAACAGCUAUGAAUCGGAAUCGGGUUGUGGUUCUUCGAUUAGUGGAAACAAUGAUUACAGCAGCAUCUAUGAUGAUGAUCAACUCGAUUAUAUUAUAAAGCCGCCGUCCUAUAGCAAUGAAGUAACCAUUACCACGACACAAACAAUGGCUCCCGUAACCAGCCUGAAUGCAAACGAUAGCAUAUUAUCAUCAGUAUCAUCGUCGUCGUCUUCGUCAUCUGCCUCGUCGUCUUCGUCUUCGCAGACAAGCAAGGAUAGUGUAUUGAACAGCAAGGAGAGCAAGAGAGAUAUGUUGUUUGGCAUUCCCCUGCAUUCCAGUCAGGAGUCAGCCUUUGAAGGUUUUGGCAAUAGUCCAUUUGACAAAUUGCAACGUAUUUUCUAUCCCCAACAGCAGUCAAGUCUUCUGGCACCCAAUGUGGUGGUGGCAAGCGCAGCAGAUUCCGGUGAAAGUAAAAGUCAAAUGGCACCUCGAAAACCUUCUCCCGGUAAAAUAGUGUUUACCAAGUUUUAUGACACUAUUGUCGAGGAGAAUAGCUGCAAUGCUGUCGAUAUACAAAUGUCAUCCAAUGAUCAACCUGCCUUACCUUUGCGCCGUACCAGUAGCUCCAGUUCGAUAUCGAAUCAAACAGCAGAUGCCAAUCCAUCAUCGGAAUUGUCAUUUAAUGGUAAAAUAAAAAGUUUAAGUAAACAGGAUGAGUCGACGACAUUGGAUGUAUCAUUGGAGGCGCAUAGCCGUUUGCCACCCGUUUUGGAGACUUCAUUGAAUACCUCACAACAGCAAUUUUCCGAAUCGUUUAUAUUGAAAAAAUACAGCAAUGAGAAAUCACCCGAUUUAUUUGGUGACGAUGAUGACGAGGAGGAGGAAGAAGCCAUUGUCGAGGAAGAAGAGGAAACCAAAGGUUGUGGUGUAGCUCUAAAAACCAUUACUGAAGAUCCCACAGCAAUUGACACACACAAAAUCUCAACCACAUGCCUUAAUGAAACUACUGAAAACCAAUCAUUUAGUUGUCCAGUUGAUGGCAGUUUUGCCAAUGAUGAUUAUACCAUGGAUUGUAGUCUAACCCAAGCCAGCGUUGGCUUGGGAGGAGGUCCCAAUGGUCCCACCGAUUCCUAUAGUCUAUUUAAAGAGAACUGCCGCCGUGAACGUGAAAUGCUGAGACGUAUACGUAAAUGUUUGGCUGGUGUUUUGCCUCCACCAUCGGUUACAAUACCACAAUUGGAUAUGUUCAAUGCCGUUCUAUCACGCAAAGAUGAACUAAUGAAUUUCUUUAAACAAUUAUCACCACAGAAAACGGAACAACAACCAAACACCCAGAAAGUAACCAGUCUAUUUAAACCCACUCAUACACUAGAAGAGGCCAAAACAAUGCCAUGGCGUGAUAUAUUGGGUGUUAGACAACAUGGUUUAAGUUAUAACCUUAACAAGGCCUCAGAGAACAAUGAAUAUUUGAGCUUAUCAAUUAUGGAAAGAUUUAUUGGGGCCGAAACCGCCUCUUCAUAUCAAAAUUCACCAUCAUCGGCCAAAAAACGUAGCACUCGAAUGAAAUUACUGUGCCAAUCGCCUGGUAAUCGUUUGAGUCACUUGGCUAAACGUCGUGCCAUUUUUUCGUCUGCCCACUUGGCCACAACUUCACAAAAAUCCAGUACAUUACUGGGUCCUCAAAUUGUGCUCGAUAAAAAGAAGCCGAAAAAUCGUCGCAAGGCCACACCAAAACGUAUGACACCUGGCAGCAAAAAGAAAAAUCGCAAAACUCCUAGUUCGUCGGCACGUAAACGUUUAUACCGUAAUGACAUAAUCAAACCGGGACCAUCGAGAGAAACCUCAAAACGAGCACUGUUCCAAAGUCCCGCCAAACAUGUACAACAAAGAGCAUCGCUGCCCAAACCGCCGCCAAUGAAACCGGAGUUGGCAAAUCGUGUUGAAAAGUCUAAACGGGCAUUGUUAUUUACACCAGAGAAACAACAAGAGCAAACCGAUCACAAAUUCAUUACAACCACAGAAACCAACUCGUCGAUCACCACCAACACAACACAUUUUGCCCCAUACAACAGUUCACAACUCGAAUCGUUAUUGAAACGUAAACGUAAUCCCUGCGAUGAUGCUGACGAUGUUGAUAUAGCGAUGCAGAAUAGUAAACUUAUGAAAACAGGUAGCUCCGGUCUAACACCGCGCGCCUUGAAAAUAAAAAGCCAAAGUUUUUGCAUUGGGGCUGGUUCCUCAUCAGCAAAACAACAAUUGCCAAGUGCUUCGGCGGCCAGUCGGGGUAUGACAACAAAUGCCAGUUGUUCGAGCAUAAGCAGCAGUAGCAGCCACUCGUUGGCAAGGGCCAGUUCGAUAACAUCACUGGGUGGUUCAAAAUUACAAAAAUCAUAUUCGGAAACAACGGCAUCGUCGAAUAGUCUAACCGAGAACCAGAAGAAGAAGCUGUUGUGGGCUGUAUCACAGGCACUGCAGGAACGCAAGAUUACAGCCAAACAUGAAAGCUUCAAACAGUAUGCUGCAACUUUGGCUCGGGUCGUGCGGCGGAUAUUCCAGGAAUACUAUCAGAAAAACAGUACAAGUAACAGUGAGACUAUGUUAAGACUGGCCAAAAAGUAUGUUUAUAAUGUAACAGCUGGCGGCACAGCCGAUGACAUUUAUCUCCAAGCUAAAUCCCAAAUUGACGAUACAAAACGCCAGUCUACCUCCCGCCUUUCUGGUUAUAUCGGCCCCGAGGAAUACCAGCAAAUGAAAAAACAACAACUUACACAACAAUCAUCGCAAUCUCUGUUACAAGCCUCUCUGUCAUCAUCGUCGUUCAGCCAUAAAGUUUCAUCUUUGAAUAUAUUCAACGGUGACAGUUCCUUCGAUUCCUUUGGUCCAAUCAGUCAAAAUACCUCCGGCUUUUGCAGUGGCAACAACACAGCCAUGUUGUCACAGACAAACAGUUUCUUGGGUCAAAUAUCACAGGACAUUAUUAUCGAAACAUCGCAAUCGUCCAACACCAGGAGUGGGAAGAAACUGAUGGUUGAUCCCAAUAAAAGCUUGCCCAACAGCUCUUCGAAAAGUAACAUUUAUGCUGAUGCUUUGCGAGAGAAUAUGGACUGUGAUGUAAGAAAUUCGGCGCAGAAGAAUUUCACCGGCAAAGACCAACGCAAUAUGAUACCAUAUGCAGGCAACGGUGGUAAUGGCGGCUCGGCGGUUAAGGCCCACACUCAAUUGGUCACAGACAUUAUAACAAAUAGUGCUAAGGCUCGGCGACAAAUAACAUUUGAUACAUAAUGUUAAAUGGUGUGUUGGUGCGGCGCUACUUCUUUAAAUUAUUCGUGUUUUUCGUUUAUUACGACUAGUAUUAAGACAA